Ruditapes philippinarum (Manila clam) is the source of this 886-nucleotide messenger RNA. RefSeq lists its product as uncharacterized. Gene Ontology annotation, molecular function: membrane insertase activity. Gene Ontology annotation, biological process: protein insertion into mitochondrial inner membrane from matrix; mitochondrial respiratory chain complex IV assembly. Gene Ontology annotation, cellular component: mitochondrial inner membrane. The record is from RefSeq and is a predicted model, not a curated record. Bases 65 to 871 code for a protein of 268 amino acids. NCBI's taxonomy places the organism in Eukaryota, Metazoa, Mollusca, Bivalvia, Venerida, Veneridae. The transcript is spliced from 5 exons.
UGUCAGUAGUGUUCACUAUUUUCAGAUAUCUGAAGUGAAUGGUCAAAAGAUCACUGGAGUGAGAAUGUUUCCUCUUUGCAGAAAUUUUACAUGUCAGCUUAAACUAGGAUAUUUGACCAAGUCAUGGAAUGUUUCCAGUGUUGCCUCACAGUAUGUGAACACAGAUCAUCUUACUAGAAGAAAAUUCUCAGCAUUGUCUAGUCAUCCAUCACAUCUGGAACUAAAGAAAUGUCAAAACAGUCCAUUGUAUGUGGCAAACAGUAAAAGGAACUUGGAAUACAAUUUGUUUUCUAACCUUAUUUAUGUCGCACAACAACAAUUUAACCUUGCCAAUCAAUUCACUGGUUUAGAUUGGUGGUUGACUAUUAUUUUGUGUUCGGUGCCAUUACGUACAGCAAUAGCCUAUUUUAUAACAGUAAAAAAAGCCGAGUUUGACAAACAUAACAGGUAUAUAACUCAAGCAUUUCUAGAGCCAGAGAUUUCAAGGAUAAAGAGAGACAUACAGGGAGGAAACUAUAGGCAUCUCAGUGCAGCAGACAAAAAAAAAGUGCAUUCCAAACAAAUGAGAAUAUCCUAUAGAAAAAUAUGUAAGGAGCAUAACCAUAACCCUUGGAAACUGCUAAUUUAUGGUUUUGCCCCAUUGCCAUAUUGGGCGGCUAAUAGUCUAGCGUUACGAAAGAUAAGUGGUGCACCCAUGCCUUCGUGGCUAGGUGAAUCAGGUAUAUGUAUAUGUCCAGAUAUGACUACUGGAGGAAUGCUUUGGUUUACAAAUCUAUGUGAACAUGAUCCUUACCAUGUUUUAUCAGUGAUAACUGGAUUAUCUUUCUUAUUUGCUAUAGAGGUGAGUUCCUUUUUUUUUCAAUUACUAUAAGAUUUGGCAAAUUUG